UCCCUCCCCUUUCCUUCUCACGAGGACGGAUCCUGCCUGUUGUUGGCAGCGUUUGCGCAGGCGCAGCGUCACCCUGACUGAAGUAUACUCAGAGAGAGAGAUUGGGCGGUCUUUCGGAUCCGCCCCCUCAGCCGCAGAACGGUGUGACAGACCCGCGGCGAGGAAAGCGGGGAGGCGGCGUCAGCAGCCGUUCGCUGUUGUUGUCGUUAGCGGCGCGUUGCGUCUGCGCCUCUCCCGCUUCCCCCGCCCCCUAUUUCCUCUCGUGUCAGGGGUCGGGAGCAUCGAGCGCUGCCGCCGCCCGCCCCCGGCCAUGGUCCCUCGCCCGUCGCCUUGGAAGCAAGAGGAGUUGGGGCGGCGGCCGUCAUUGCCGGAGGGGGCUCCGAGGCGGCUAUGAAAGGAUGGACGCAGACGAGGUGACCAUCCGCGAGCAGAACUUCCACAGCCAAGUGCGGGAGUACACGAUUUGUUUUCUUCUGUUUGCUAUUCUAUAUAUUGUUUCCUACUUCAUUAUCAGAAGAUACAAGAGGAAAGGAGAUGAGCAAGAGGAUGAAGAUGCUAUUGUCAAUAGAAUUUCGCUAUUCUUGAGUACAUUUACGCUUGCAGUUUCAGCUGGUGCUGUCCUUCUUCUACCUUUCUCAAUAAUCAGCAAUGAGAUCCUGCUCUCUUUUCCACAUAGUUACUAUAUUCAGUGGUUAAAUGGUUCUCUAAUCCAUGGCUUAUGGAAUCUUGCUUCUCUCUUUUCCAACCUUUGUUUGUUUGUAUUGAUGCCCUUUGCUUUCUUCUUUCUGGAGUCGGAAGGCUUUGCUGGCUUAAAAAAGAUAUCUCUCUUUGGACUCGCUGUGAAUGAACUGGAGAGUGGGAGGGGCCUGACGCCCCUAGUCUUGACUUCAAAAACAUUCUUGCCUUCGGACGAUAGAUGGAGCUAUAACCUGCUUGAUGGCGUCCCUCCUAUGAAAAUCACCCUUCAGGGGAUCAAAGCACGCAUUCUGGAAACCCUUGUUAUGCUCAUUCUUCUUGCACUGCUUAUCCUUGGAAUAGUGUGGGUGGCUUCAGCUCUCAUAGACAAUGAUGCUGCGAGUAUGGAGUCUCUGUAUGAUCUUUGGGAAUUCUACCUCCCUUAUUUAUAUUCCUGUAUAUCACUGAUGGGAUGUUUGUUACUUCUACUAUGCACACCAGUGGGACUUUCACGAAUGUUUACAGUGAUGGGUCAGUUGCUUGUAAAGCCAACAAUCCUUGAAGACUUGGAUGAACAGAUAUAUAUAAUCACCUUAGAAGAAGAAGCCAUCAUAAGGAGGCUAAAUGGGAUGUCUUCCCCAGUGGAGUACAACACAAAACAGCUGGAACAGGAACUGAACAAUGUGAAGAGUAUGAAGACAAAAUUAGAACGACGGAAAAAGGCUUCAGCAUGGGAGAGGAAUCUUGUGUAUCCAGCUGUAAUGAUACUGCUGCUAACUGAAACGGCAAUCUCUGUCCUCUUAGUUGCUUGCAAUAUUCUUUGCCUGUUGGUCGAUGAAACUGCAAUGCCAAAAGGGUCAAAGGGGCCUGGCAUAGGAAAUGCCUCUCUGUCCACAUUUGGUUUCGUGGGAGCAGCACUUGAGAUCAUUUUGAUUUUCUAUCUUAUGAUCUCCUCUGUUGUUGGCUUCUAUAGCUUACGCUUUUUUGGAGAUUUCACUCCCAGAAAGGAUGACACAACCAUGACAAAGAUAAUUGGGAACUGUGUUUCUAUCUUAGUCCUUAGUUCAGCUUUGCCAGUUAUGUCAAGGACGCUGGGUAUUACCAGGUUUGAUCUCCUUGGAGACUUUGGAAGGUUUAACUGGUUAGGAAACUUCUACAUUGUGCUGUCCUAUAAUCUCCUAUUUGCCAUUGCGACAACUCUGUGUCUGGUUAGAAAGUUCACCUCGGCAGUUAGAGAAGAGCUCCUCAAAGCAUUAGGUUUAGACAAGCUUCACCUCUCACACAAUGCAAGAGACUCUGAGGCAGCAAAGCCAUCUGUAAAUGGGCACCAGAAAACACUGUGAAAAGCAGUCGGUGGAACCGAGCCCUUUGACUUCAUGACAUUCCUGUCACUUCAUAGCACUUGUUUUUGUACUGCUUCUACUUUGUUUGUAUAUUGGGUCCAAGUUGAUAAAAAAAUCACCCAUGAAAGCUGGGUAUAUCAGACUGUAAUCUGUUCUUGCUCAGAUUGAUCCCUGUUAAUUACUAUGUCAGCUGAUGCAGAAAUGUGUCUUGAAACUAGAAGCUGAAAUGAAAAUUUCAUUCCUCUUUGAACAGCCCUCCAUAUUACUUUAUCAACAUAUUAGUCCAAGACUCUUCUGUACAUAAAUACAUUGCUGAACUAUUAGGCUGAGAUGAGCCUUGCUAACUGGAAAUAGUAAACCCUCUACUAGAGUUGUUGUUUUUCCAGUCAGAUUGCGUUAUGAAAACUGACAAUUUACAGACAGUACAGUAAGAUCCAGGAUCAAUACAUUCAUCUGUCCAUCAGAUCAGUUUGCACCAUCAUUGUGUCCAAGUUAUCCUGGUUCUAAACGACAAACUAGCCUGCAAUUAUCACUAAAGAUAACUUCCUUUGAGUCUCAUGAAUUACUCAAUAACUUAAUUCCAGGCUGCAGUGCUAAAUCAGAGUAAUUUCAUCGACAUCUGAUUGUGAACAUAAUUAUGCAUUUGGGAUAUGUUAAUAAGGCAGUCACACCAUUCCAUUAAAUGCACAGAAAAUUCUGUUCAUUGCCUUCUGUGUAAUGUGUCACUCUUUUUUCAUAAAUAAUGAGAAAAGGAGACAAUAGCAUACAACUUUCACAAGUGUUGAUUGUCUUUAAAAAGAUUAUCCCACUCUUUGCAUGCCCUGGAUUAAGGUCACAUAAGUGUGUAGUCCAUUCUAGUUAAUUGGAGUAGGCCAUUUUUUCAUCAGUUCCUUUUAGUAAUUGAUCUAUCUUUUAAAAACAUGGAGUAGUUAGGCUAGCAGAUGAUCAAGUCCAGGUGUUUAAAUAUGAAAAUCAAGAUUCUGAUUAAGGGAUUUAGAUAUGGGAUUGUUAAUAAAGCAUGCAAUUUUCAUUGGUAUUAUACUUCUGAAGUUAACAAAUUUUGUGUGUAACGCAUAAACCUGAAAGAUACUACAAUUGUUUUUUAGCAUUCAUAUUGUAGAGGUGGAUAGAUUGUAAAGGCUAGAGUGACUUAGUGUGGAACUUGGCUGAAAGAUUGUAGUUCUUGGAUGAUGAAUUGACACUGGCCACUGCAUAGAUGAGUACAUUUUAUAGGUUUGAUCAGAUAAGAUUAACUGGAACUCCACAACUUUAUAUAUUUCACCUCGCCUUGAAAAUAUCAGUAGUAUAUUAAUCUCAGUAAAUCCAGGGCCUGUAAUUGAAACUGAAAUUUGAUGUGUUGUACAAUAUUGAAAUCUAGCAAACUAUUCUGCUUUUUAAGAACAUUACUAGGUUCAUUAGGGCUCACAAGCACUUCUCCCACUGUUUGGCAUCAGCGUAGAGUUCCUGGAUGUUAGACACUUACUACUGGGCAGCGCAGUCCAAAUGAUGGGGAGCUGGCAGGAGGAGGGAGGCCAUGGAGGAUGAGCUGGCGGAAAGCUCUGUUGCAUCCACUCCCUGUUUGGGAGCUGCCGGCCCUUCUGAGAAUUAUCUCCAUUGGCAGCUGGCAGGGAAGAGCUGGCUCCCACAAACAGGCCGACCGCAGCGUAAGCGGUUUCCAUAGGCCACCAUGGGAAUAUUUUUACUGUGCUGGUCUAUUAGCUGGUGAAAUUCUUGGGAGGAUGGGACCCGUGGGAAUGCUCUGAGGGGGACUUGGAUGUCAUGUAAAUCCCUCUCUGCUGUUCUUCCCUGCCAUGCCUGUAGAACACCCCAUUUUGGAGGCUUCCACUGGUGUACGCUGGCUGCCCAGCCCAGCAGAUCCCCAGCAGCAUGGCAGGGUCCAGGUGGUGCCGCGGCUCAGCCAGGACAAGUUCUGGCAGGUGGAGCCCGGCAGCUUUUGGAGCCUGUCAGCUUAGCCGCGGGUCCACCACAUCCACCUCCCCCCAGCCUGUUGCAAAUAGGACUUGAAUUGUGCCCUAGGUUUCAUAUACUUUCUUGUGCAAAGUAAUGUUGCAUUAAAUUUGCAAGGUAAUGUUUGUAGUAAAUGCAUACUAGAAAUUUUUCUAAUAAAGUCAAUGGAAAUGGCAAAUAGAACAGGUGCAGGACAGCACAUACAUUCAUGAAACAGAUUCCAAGAACUAGCAUAAAUUGUAAACUGUGGGCUGUUUGUCACAGUGGAAGAUGACCAUGUUAGGGCAAUCAAAUUAAGCCAGGAUAUAUGCUAUGAAAUUAGGCAGAAGAUAUCAGAUUACCCAUCCCUGAUCUAGGUGUUCCUGCUUUUGUCCUAUGUUAACUUUUCAUACCUAAACAGGAAAAUGGAAGUAUGUGACUAGUGCCAGUCCAGCAAACUAUUGUUUCCUGCUGAUGCUGAAAGAAUGUACACCAUCUCACUUUGUGAAAAUUAAGUAUACCUUGCCCCCAUUCCCAAACACACAAAAAUCACAAUGCACCACUCUGGGGAUGGAUGUAAUGAGUCACUAGAAGGGCGACAUACUCAUCACCUGCUUUUCUUGGCUUUGUCUAUGUGAAAUAGUUAUUUUAUCCCACAGUGCAAACUGUUUUACAAAUGAAGUUCUGCUUUCAAAUAUGAUAAAAAAAUACUCAAAAUAAUUUAAAGUUAUAAAGGCUUAAAUGUGUUUAAGUAGAAGGCAUUAGUAAUUCAUUGAUGGAUAUUAGCAAUGCUUUCCUUGGGGUUUGACUCGUGUAGAGUCCAGUGUUUUGUACCUUUAUUCAGGCACAAAAAGCUCUACUUCAGACAUCAACCAUCUGCCUCGUUUAUUAUGAGGCUAAAGCACAAGUAUGCUUUUCUUGUAAGAAUUAGGUAUACAGUAUAUCAAAUCAGACCAAAAAUAUAUGCAAGUGUCUUAAGUGAGCUAUUGUGUGGCUUUCUCCUUCACUGGUACACUAUGUGUUAACACAGUGACAAUUGUUGCAAGGUCUGAGCACAUAUUAACUAUUCAGCUUUUUAAGCUAAAAACAAGCAGACACAGAGGAGGGUUCAUUUAGAAGUGGGAUUCACUUAGAAUGUGUUUAUGGAUUGUAAUAUGUUUCUUCAGUAACUUUUACACAGUUGCCUGUUUUACAGUUUCAAUUAAAGGAUUUGACAAGAUGUUCUUGUACAA
Messenger RNA from Rhineura floridana, 5197 nucleotides. It is a transcript of the gene LMBR1, whose product is annotated as limb development membrane protein 1. The record is from RefSeq and is a predicted model, not a curated record. Bases 399 to 2018 code for a protein of 539 amino acids. Gene Ontology annotation, molecular function: transmembrane signaling receptor activity. Gene Ontology annotation, biological process: signal transduction. The transcript has 18 exons. Lineage: Eukaryota; Metazoa; Chordata; Lepidosauria; Squamata; Rhineuridae.